AUGAAGACUUCCAUCUCCCUUCUCACUCUCCUCUCAGCCUCCUUCGUGGCAGCAGCUCCAGCGCCUUUCGUGGGCCAGGGACCUGUAGUCGCCGCUGGCACCGAGAAUGUAGUCAUGCCCUCUACAAACUUCGGUCGCCGCGAGGAAGACGUUGUGCAGAAGUUUGGCGAGAAAGCCCUCAAGCUCCGCGGUGCGCUCUUGGCAGCACGCGGUGGCAUGGGCAAAGAUAAUGCUAAUGCCGACGCCGAAGGUGCCAAUGCUGAGGAUGCUGCGGCGGCUGGCAACAAUGGCGCUCAGGAUCAGGCUGCACAGGAUGCUGCCGAUGCUGAGGAGGCCGCUCAGGGCAAUGGCAAGGGCAAGGGCAAGAAUGCCGAUAAGCAAGCCGCUCAAGCAGCCAAAGAGCAACAAGCUGCUGCCGAUGCUCAGGCACAGCAGGAUGCUGCCGCCGCCGAGAUGAUGAACCAGGGCCAGGCGCAGAAUGCAACCGAGCAGAUGGGAGCAGCAGACCAAGCUGCCGCCGAUCAACAGGCUCAACAGGAUGCUGCUGCGGGCAUGAACCAAGACCAAGCAGAGAAUGCGAACGACCAGCAGGCAGCGGACCAAGCGGCUGCUGACCAGCAGGCCGAGCAGGGCGCCGCCAACGGUAUGGACCAAGCCACGGCCGACCAACAGGCUGCUCAGGAUGCCAAGCAGAACCAGGGUGCUAUGGAUCAAGCCGCAGCUGGCCAGCAAGAGGCUGCCAUGGAAGCUGAUCAGGCUGCCGCGGAGCAAGGCAACGGAAAGCAGCAACAGCAACAGGAUGCCGUGGACCAAGCCGCAGCCGACCAGCAAGCCGCUCAACAGCAGGAGGGUGCUAUGGGAGCCGACCAGCAGGCCGCCCAACAGGAGGGCGCCAUGGACCAAGCCGCAGCUGAUGAACAAGCCGCUCAACAGCAAGACGGCGCCAUGGGAGCCGACCAGAAUGCUGCACAGCAAAAGGGAGGCAUGAACCAAGCCGCAGCUGAUCAGCAAGCCGCAGCCGAUGAGCAAGCCGCACAGCAGCAAGAUGGCGCCAUGGGAGCCGCCGAGCAGGACAAGGCACAGCAGCAACAGCAGGAGCUCGAGCAGGCCGCCGCCGAGCAGAUGGCCGCUCAGCAGCAAGCCGACCAGCAGCAGAAGGAGAAGGACCAGGCCCAGAUGGCAGCAGACCAGGCUCAGAUGCAACAAGAUGCCGCCAACGGCGCCAACGGAAUGGACCAAGCUGCCGCUGAUCAAGCUGCCGCUGACCAAGCCGCUCAAGCUGGAAACGCUACUGGAGUCGUUGACGCUGGAGCCGCCGCCGGAGCCGCUGCCAAUGGUACCGAGGCAAACAACGAAAACGGCAAGGGCAAGGGCAAUGGCAAGAACAACGGCAAGGGCAAAGGAAAGGGAGAGGGCAAGGCCAACGGCAAGAACAACGGCAACAAUGGCGUUGGACAGCUCCUCCAGGAAGCCGAAGCCGCUCUCCAGGCUGGUGGACAGCAGGGCCAACAGCAGGGUGGAGCCGGCGGUAUCGAGGGCCUCCUCAGCAGCCUCCUCGGUGGCGGUGCUGGAGGUGCCGGCGCUGGAGCCGCUGCCGGUGCUGGUGCUGGAGCUGGAGCUGGCCAACAGAAGGCUGGUGGCAUCGCAGGCCUCGACUUGAGCAGCCUCGGCAUCGGACGCCGCUCGAAGAGGACCACCUUCCGUGCUUAG
Messenger RNA from Alternaria incomplexa, 1710 nucleotides. RefSeq lists its product as uncharacterized. The coding region runs from base 1 to 1710 and encodes 569 amino acids. NCBI's taxonomy places the organism in Eukaryota, Fungi, Ascomycota, Dothideomycetes, Pleosporales, Pleosporaceae. The transcript has 4 exons. The record is from RefSeq and is a predicted model, not a curated record.